Phycodurus eques (leafy seadragon) is the source of this 2387-nucleotide messenger RNA. RefSeq names its product WD repeat domain, phosphoinositide interacting 1 (gene wipi1). NCBI's taxonomy places the organism in Eukaryota, Metazoa, Chordata, Actinopteri, Syngnathiformes, Syngnathidae. Gene Ontology annotation, molecular function: phosphatidylinositol-3-phosphate binding; protein binding; phosphatidylinositol-3,5-bisphosphate binding. Bases 264 to 1601 code for a protein of 445 amino acids. Gene Ontology annotation, biological process: protein lipidation; nucleophagy; autophagy of mitochondrion. The transcript has 13 exons. The record is from RefSeq and is a predicted model, not a curated record. Gene Ontology annotation, cellular component: extrinsic component of membrane; phagophore assembly site membrane; cytosol.
CUUGUUUUGCUUCUUUUCCUCCCUGCAUUUUCUUGUCGGGCCGAGAGCAGUCCUCCCAAAACAUUGGAGCUGAAACUAAAUUUCAACAUUUUUCAAACGGAGAAAACCUCCGACUUUGCCUUGAAAACUUCCACUUAAACCUUUUUGGCCCACUUUUCUGCCACGUUGGAGUCGUCUUCCGCCGACAUCGAGCGAAGAGGUGCUGCCGUUCCCAGGCCUCCAAUCCACGGCGGAGGGAGGGAAGGAGGUCGCUGGGAAUCGGGAUGGAGUCUGCAGUGGGUGCCAGUGGGCCUGGUGGACCGGACGGACCGGAUACGUUUGGAUGCGCCUCGUUCAACCAAGACUCCACGUCAUUGGCUUUGGGAACUAAGACUGGGUACAAGCUGUUUUCUCUGACCACAGUGGAUAAACUGGACUGCAUUCAUGAGAGUGAGACUUCCAAUGUCUACAUUGUGGAGCGUCUCUUCUCUAGCAGUCUGGUCGUUGUUGUAAGCACCACUACGCCGCAGCUCAUGAAUAUCUACCACUUCAAGAAGGGCACAGAGAUCUGCAACUACAGCUACCCCAACAACAUCCUGGCUGUCAAACUCAACAGACAUAGGCUUGCUGUGUGCCUUGUGGACUCCAUUUAUAUCCACAACAUCAAAGACAUGAAGCUGCUCAAGACUCUGCUCAACAUUCCAUCCAACCCUUCAGGCCUCUGUGCUUUAUCUACCAAUCAUUCCAACUCCUACCUAGCAUACCCUGGCAACGCCACAAUGGGAGAGAUAAUAGUUUAUGAUGCCAACAAUAUGAGCACAGUGACAAUGGUCCCUGCGCACGACAGUCCUUUGGCAGCUCUUUGCUUCAAUGCCUCAGCCACCAAACUUGCCAGUGCCUCAGAGCGGGGCACUGUAAUCCGAGUGUUUUCCAUUCCUGAGGGCUUGCGUCUGUUUGAGUUCCGUCGUGGCAUGAAGAGGUACGUCAACAUAAGCUCUUUGUCCUUUAGCCCUGAUGCCCAGUUCCUCUGUGCAUCCAGCAACACAGAAACGGUACAUAUCUUUAAACUGGAGCAAGUGGGACCAAGUGGAGAUGAGACUGCCAGUUGGUCCGCCUAUGUGGGAAAGAUGUUCACAGCAGCCAGCAGCUACCUACCUGCUCCAGUAUCUGGUAUGAUGAGCCAGGACCGCGCCUUUGCCACAGUUCAUCUCGUCACGUCAGGCCAGAGGAACGUCUGUGCCCUGACCAUGAUCCAGAAACUUCCACGUUUGCUGGUAGCCACAGCUGAUGGCCAGCUUUUCAUCUACAAUGUGAAUCCAGAGGACGGAGGCGAGUGCAUGUUGGCAUUCAAUCACAGGCUUUUUGGUAUUGAUGACUUGGAUGAGGCUAAUCAUCAAGAAGCAGAGGGAUCAGAAGUCACAGUGCCAGCACAGGCGUGUCCAUCAUAUGCUGCAACUGUUGCCUUACCAGCUUCUGGUCCCACCACAGCGACUCUUACUGGCUACUCUGAAGAUGGUGGAGCAAAGAACGGGGACGUAAUCCCAGAACACGAGUUUGCCGCUGGACCCGUGUGUCUGGAUGAUGAGAAUGAGUUUCCUCCUGUGAGCAUCCAGAAGUGCUAACUAAGCAAGCUCCUGUAAUAGUACAAUCGUUGGUGCCGUGAUGAGACCGGAGUUGCCCAGGGGAGGCGCAUGUGAGGUGGUUGAGGGUCACAUACAAGCUCCAGCAAGCGAGAUGAGCAGGAACACAAUUUUUAUGGUGCCAACCUACCUUUUCUUUCAGUGAUGAAAUAAAUAGACACUUAAAUUAGGGUUGAUGUGGCAAACAAGGCACUCACAGUUUAGAAGAUUUACCGUCCAGUAGGAGUUUCAGAAAUGUGACACUUAAUAACUGUGUUUCAGAACAAUACCAUAACGGUAUAAAUCCGAUUUAAUCAAAGUGGCCUCAAGUUUUCUCCAAGCUUACUCAAAAUAUCAACUGUGAGGUUGGAGGUUUUUCUGAGUUUUUUUUUUGUUUUCAAUGACGAUGGCAACUUAAAAAGGAAAUCAGGGAGUUUAUGCUUAAGUAUUUUAUGAAUAUUUGAGGUGCAUGCUGGGACAGCAAUAUAACCAUAAUUUUCAAAGCUCUAUUACUUGACAGAUAUUUUAUUAAUGUGCAUUAUUGUAGCAAAAUGUUUCGCUUAAUAUCUUUCGUUCAUACUCAUGGUAACAUAUUUCAUUUUUAAAUUGUUUUUAUUUUACUGUGUUGACAUGACUUAUGUGUUUGUGUCUUGAAUACAGGCCUGGAAAUGUCUUGUACUGUGUUAUGUGUGACUAUUAUCGUUUAUAUAACAAAGCAAAUAAUUUUGCUGAUUGCACAAGACCAAAACAAAUCAAUCAAAACAAAUAAACAAGGGAAGUGGUGUAUAA